Ictalurus punctatus (channel catfish) is the source of this 7756-nucleotide messenger RNA. RefSeq names its product protein mono-ADP-ribosyltransferase PARP14. The coding region runs from base 340 to 5562 and encodes 1740 amino acids. The transcript has 17 exons. Gene Ontology annotation, cellular component: nucleus; cytoplasm. Gene Ontology annotation, biological process: negative regulation of gene expression. Gene Ontology annotation, molecular function: transcription corepressor activity; RNA binding. The record is from RefSeq and is a predicted model, not a curated record. NCBI's taxonomy places the organism in Eukaryota, Metazoa, Chordata, Actinopteri, Siluriformes, Ictaluridae.
ACUCAUCGCAGUGCAAGAAAACAAGUGGUUUAUCAAACGCAACACGUGACUCAUGAGUAUUCAAAGUAUUACGCAAAAUAACUCUGCUAUGUUUUCUAUUUUAAAGUGUUUUGCAUCGUUGUCAUUUUUGCGUUGGUUCUCUAAACUGAAAAUAAUCGGUAAUCGAACGCGGAAAUAAUGACGACAGACAGCAGUGCGAGCGCGUGCCUUUUACGUAAGCUGGAGCGGCGCUUCUGCACUUAACAUCUGAAACGAAACCUAAAGAGUGAAAGACUGGAGCGCCUUCAUCCACAGACUUUUGAGCGCACGAGCUGAGUGCUCGACUCCAGGAAGAUCACCAUGGAGGAAUAUCCUUAUCCCGUCUUCGUGGAGGGAGAUUGGUCAUCUAUAAACGCGAAAACACUCCAAACUAAAUUGCAUGUUUAUUUCCAGAGCAAAAAGAAGUCUCAGGGAGGAGACUGCGUCAUCAAAUGGUCCGAGCGGAGAUGCACGGUCUUCUUCAGGUCAGAAAAAACUCGAGAUCGGUUUCUCUCGAAAAGAGGCCAUGCAGUAACCAUUGAGAAUCAAGUCGUGAAACUGAAGGUGUCCAAACCAUCCAGUGAUUCGGGGAGUCACACAGAUGAGGCUCAGAAAUCAACUGAAACAGGAAGUGAUGUAGCAACUGAAUUUCUUCAACCAGUUCCUGCUGUGCAGAGAACCUGUAGUGUGCGAGUGGAUGAUGUACCUGCUGAUGCUGUCACCAAUAAGCAACUUCUAGAGCUGUACUUUGAGACAUGGGGUGGAGCUGUAGAGAAAAUCAUCACAAAUCCAGAGCAGAAAACAGUUAUUAUAAUUUUCCAGUCACAAGAUGCUGUACAAAGAAUUUUGGACAAGACCGAUCACAGUAUCUGCAAAGUGCCAGUCACCAUACAGCCAUACUUUGGUCUUGAUGAGAAUGAAAUCAGCAAGGGUCUGGAAGACACUCCACAGUCCAGUGCUGUGGUCAUUGAGAAAGUCCCAGACCAUCUUUCCAGAGAGUUCCUCAUGUUUUUAGUGGACAGUAUCUGUGGUGCAUCUGAAGAUAAAUAUUCUUUGGAAUUAAUUCCAGAAUCCAACACUGCUGUUGUAACCUUUAAUGAUGCCAAAGCUGCUGAGAAGUUUCUACUAGAGUGCCAGACAAAGAAAAGGUUCCAGGACCAUGGUCUCAUGGCUCGGUCUCUGGAAAUAAGUAGAAGUAUUAAGGUGGAAAACCUUCCUGCUGAGUGUGCUAAUGAUUUUCUAGAACUUUAUUUUGAUAAGUGGGGUGGAGCAGUGGAGAAACUCGACACAAUACCAGAUGAGCAGGCUGCCAUCGUCACCUUUCAUGAUCAAGAGGCUGUGAAGAAACUUAUUGAGAAGAAACUGUGUAUUAGCAAUAAUCCAAUCAAUAUAUACCCAUAUUACACCUCUUUGGGUUCCGCCUUGUACGGCAAAGACAGAGCAACAUGGACCCUGCCCAAACCAUUUACAGAUAAGAUCCAUCCUGCCAUCAGAGAAUUCCUCCAGAAGAAGGGACAGAUCUCCUCAAUCUGUAAUCAGAUGAGCUCACACUUCUGCCAAGUGAACAUGGACAACGAUGACGUCCUGUUCAGUCCUCUUCCUGCCCUGCUCAGACAAAAGGGUAUAACCAAAAAGCACAUAGACAACUGGAAGCAAGACAACAUAGAUGCUUUCAAAAACAUCCUCUCCAGCUUUGGUGUUUUUGAGUAUGCGGUGAUCCCUUCAGUAUGGACUGCAGUAGAGAAAGACAUCCGGUCAGUUGUAAAAGACAAAGCUGUCCUGGAGGUGGAUUUCUCGACAGGAUGCCUGACUCUGGCAGGAAUGGCCAACGAUAUUAACAUGUUGAAACCGAUAUUGGAGAAAGUUUUAAAGGAAGCAUUAAGUCAGAUGGAGAGGGAAAAGAACAAGACUUCUGAGAGCAUUAUUAUGUCCCCUGGCAUAUUCUUCUUAUUUCAGCAAGAGGGACUGCAACACAGUGCUUCAGCCAAAUAUCCACAGCUGGAACUGAUGUACAAAAAAGACACCAAUCAGUUAACGUUAACUGGGCUUCCUGUGGAAAUUCUUCACAUCAAGAAUAUGAUCUUAGAGAGGCAAUUGUGCAUGAAAGAGAAGAUCCUGAAAAUGGACUCUUCAUUACUGGAGUUCUUGAGAUCUGUGGACUCUGAGGAAAUGUCAGGAGAUCUGUUCAUAUCCAAGCGAAUUUGUGCAGUCUACAGAUUUGAAAAUGGGAACAUUGUUUUGACCGCAAGUACGGACAAAGCAUUGGCUGAGGCUGAAGAGAAGCUUUAUACAACACUGACAUUCCAGAGCCUUUCUGUAGAAGACCAAGAUCUGCUUGGUUACCCAGAAUGGCAAGAUCUCACUAAUGAGCUGUAUGGUACAUACAACUUAUCCAGGAAGAAAACAGUGCUCAUAAAAUCCUCGGAGGACAGGAACACAGUUGUGGUUUGUGGCUUUAAAGAACCUGUCACAGAGGUCAGCAAGAGUCUGGAGCAAUUGAUAAAUUCCCACGAUGCUAAGACUGAAACAGGAAGUGACUUAGCAGCUGUCUUACUGCCACCAGAUGAGACCCAGGAUGAAUCCAAAGCUGUGGUUCUGGAGAAAAUGCCGGAGAACUUUACCAGAGAGGUCCUUAUGAUUUUAGUGGACAGUAUCUGUGGUCUUUCUGACAAUGAAUAUUUCUUGGAGUUAAUUUCAGAAUCAAACACUGCUGUUGUGACCUUUAAUGACCCCAGUGCUGCAGAAACGUUCUUCAUAAAGUGCAGGAGUAAAGAAAAGUAUAAAGAUUAUGGACUCACAGCUCGGGCUCUGGAGAAAAGUAAAAGUGUUAAGGUGGAAAACCUGCCGGCUCAGUGCCCUGAGGACUUGCUAGAACUAUACUUUGAUAAGUGGGGUGGAAUGGUGGAAAGAAUUGACACAAUACCAGAUGAGCAAGCCGCCAUUGUCACCUUUCAUGAUCAAGAGGCCGUCAAGAAAAUUCUGAAGAAAAAACACCUUAUUCGGAAAACUCCAGUUGAUAUAUAUCCAUAUUACCCUUCAUUGUGUUCCGCGCUGUACGGCAAAGACAGACCAACAUGGACCCUUCCCAAAUCAUUUACAGUUAAGAUCCUUCCUGCCAUCAGAGAAUUCCUCCAGAAGAAGGGACAAAUCUCCUCCAUCUGUAAUCAGAUGAGCUCACACUUCUGCCAAGUAAACAUGGACAAUGAUGACGUCCUGUUCAGUCCUCUUCCUGCCCUGCUCAGACAAAAGGGUAUAACCAAAAAGCACAUAGACAACUGGAAGCAAGACACCAUAGAUGCUUUCAAAAACAUCCUCUCCGGCUUUGGUGUUUUUGAGUAUGCGGUGAUCCCUUCAGUAUGGACUGCAGUAGAGAAAGACAUCCGGUCAGUUGUAAAAGAAAAUGCUGUGCUAAUGAUGGAUGCCUCAACAGGAUGCCUGACUCUGGCAGGAAUGACUAAAGAUAUUAACAUGUUGAAACCGAAAUUAGAGAACUUUCUAAAGGAAGCAUCACUUCAGAUGGAAAAAGAAGGGAAGGGACAGUUAACACUUGACAAGGCCAUAUGCGUCGAGUCAUGUGCUGUGGUGAAAUUCAUAAAAGAGAAGAUGGCACCAUUUUGGCAGAAAUUUCUAAAAAGGGAUCAAGUAAAAAUACAUUUUGACCCCAAAAGGCCAUUGAUUCGAGUGUCUGGAGAGCGUAUUCAUGUUCAGCCUGCACUAAAUUCUUUUCAGAAAAUUGCAAGAAGUCUCCACACUGAUAGAUUAACAAUUAGAAAAGCAGGAGCCAAAAAGUAUUUUGAGGAACAGGAAGCCAUGGUCAUGAUGAUGAUAAAGGAACAAAGAUUUGUGGUUGUGCUUGAGGAUGCUUCUAUGGAGGAAGAGGAUGAGGACAGUUACAAUGAGGAGAGUGAUGAUGAAGUUAGAGCGGAAGAUUUUGGACAGCUUUUCUGUGAGGUUCAGGCUCCUGGUGGGUUUGUCAUCAAAGUCCUAAAGGCUGAUAUCUGCCAAUUUAAAGUAGAUGCUGUGGUCAGUGCUGCCAACGAGGACUUGAAGCACAAUGGUGGUUUAGCAUUAGCACUUCUGAAUGCUGCAGGUCCAUCUUUACAACAAAGCAGUGAUCAGUAUGUAGCUAAACAUGGGAAACUGCUACCUGGGAAUGCUAUUACUACAGAAGCAGGCCACCUGCCAUGCAAAUAUGUAGUGCAUGCUGUAGGUCCCCGCUAUUACAGUACUGACAAGUUUACCGCUGUGAAGAAACUCAGACAGGCUGUGAGGGAAAGUCUGAACCAAGCUGAAUUUAAGAGGUGCUCCUCUAUUGCUGUUCCCGCUAUCAGCUCAGGGACAUUCGGCUUUCCCCUUGACCUCUGCACUGAGACGAUUGCUCAGGAGCUACAUGUAUACGUUGAAGACCAAACACGCAAAGGUGGCAGGAACACACUGAAAGAGAUCCACCUGGUGGACAAUAAUCCCACAACUGCCAAUGCCAUGGCUCAGGCUGUUAAAAAGGAGUUUACAGACUUCAAACCCAGAAUGACAUUUCCACAGCAAAUGGGCCGUGGCAGUGGUCACUGUACUCAUGGUCACCACGAUCAGAAUUAUCGUGGUCACGGAAACCGAGGUCAGGGAUAUCGUGGACAAGGUGCUUGUGGACAUCGAGACAUUCGGGCAAGAGGUAAUGAUUCACGAAUGUACAGGGCAAAAGAUUCUGAGGAUUUUGAGACACAAAGACGGCCAUACUCAAACCCACGAUUGAGAACCCAAUUUGAGGACAAGGCCAGGUCAGGGUCAGGGUUUCUUGAAGCUCAGUCCACAAAAGAAGGACUGAAAAUCAUACUAAGGAAGGGGAAUAUCCAGGAUGCACGUUCUGCUGUAAUUGUCAAUACCGUCUCAGAAGACCUGGACCUCAGUAAAGGUGCCGUCUCCAAAGCACUACUCAGCGCUGCUGGUCCUCAACUCCAGGCUGAAACUUAUUCUCAUCUGAAAGCAUUUCGGACUCCCAGUCCGAAUCAUGGAGACAUAGUGGCCACUAAUGGCUAUAACUUAAAUUGUCUAAAGGUCUUCCAUACAGUUUGUCCAUUUUGGAGUGGAGGGCAUAGAUCAGAAGAUGAGAUUCUCAAAGGAAUCAUUCAAAAGUGCCUGAUAAAAGCCGAGAACCAGAAAAUGGUUUCGAUUUCAUUUCCAGCCAUCGGCACGGGGAACCUUGGCUUUCCCAGAGAUGUUGUGUCCAGAAUUUUCCUAAGUGAGAUUCGUGCCUUUAGUGCCAGAGUUUCUCCUCAGUACCUUAAUGAGGUGACCGUAAUUGUGCAUCCGUCAGACAGCGAGACUGUCCAGUGCUUUGUAAAGAGCUUCAGAGGUGAAUGGCAGGGUUCCACCAUGAAAGGAGCACAUGUUGUUUGGCAAUCAGUAGCUAAAAAAACACUUCCUGUUCGAUCACCACAGUCUGCUGCGAAAAAGCACAAGCAUCUGCAAAAGAAGAAUUUGUGUUUCUGGGUGAGGAGUUCGAGCCUGUCGUGUUUCAGCUGUGUGGAGAGAGUGAGGAGGACCUGAACAAGGCGAGAAACCUCAUCACCAGCUUCAUUGUGAAGGAGCACGUAAGCUCAAAAAUCGAGGACUCGGCCAUCAGCUAUUUCAGCCAGGAGGAGGCUGAUGUGCUGAGCAAACUGCAGAGGGAGCUCACGGUCAGCAUCCAACUCUCAAAGAGCGGCCCUGAGCCGGCAUUCACUGUGGAGGGCCUGACACGAGACGUAGUAAAGGCUGAGAGCCAAAUCCGUGACAUGAUCCGUAAAGUGGAGAAGAACAUGACACGCUAACGUGAAGCCUUUAUACUGAGCAGUCAAGUAGAGUGGCAGUAUCAGGACCACAGUGGGAACUUAGUGCCUUUUGAUAUUUUCACUAACUACGACCUGGAGCAGGCUUUUGUACUGAAACAGCCUCUUGUAAAGAUCAACAUCAAUAAUGACCCAUAUGAUGCCAGUGUAGCCUAUGGGACGGCUAAGGGGAAACAUGGACAGAUUGAACUGAAGAGGACUGAUCUGAAACGUAAGACAUGACACCAGAAAUCAUCAUAAUGGAGAGUUUUAUGAACCAAACUACUAGAUAUAGUAAUUUCAGAUUGUAUAUUACUGUAUGUUAAUUUCUUUUAAAGGAAUUGUUUCAUUAUUUUCACUUGAUCUUGUUUUUAAACCGAUUUGUACUAAUUAGUUUUGCUUUUUUUGUAAGAACAAACUCCUGUUUCUACUUUCACAAAUUUGUGGGGAUUUGUGCAUUCAAAAUGAAUAAACAAGCACUCAUAAAGCCAGGGCAUAAUUAGAAAUACAAAGGAAUUGAUUCCAGUUUCUUUUUUUUCUCUUUAAAUUUAGUACAGUGCAAUGUGUAUAAUUUCAGAACCAUAUAACUGGGGUAUCCUCAUUCAGAUACAGUUCAGAAUAGAAGCCUUUUAGAAAGUAAGACCUGUCACAUAUUCAAAGAUCUAGUGAAGGACCCUUUUCCUAAGCCAGCGGUAAUGCUCACUAACUGUCUUAUGUGGUUGAAGUUCUUCCACUCCAAUCUUAACACAAUGUCUUCAUGGAUCUAAUUUUUACACUGUACAUGUUAAAGUAACAUCUACAUUAAUGCCAGGACCCAAGGUUUCCCAAUAGAACAUUGCCCAGAACAUCACACUGCCUCUGCCUAAUUGCAUCCUGGUGGCAUCCAUAGUGCAUCCUGGCGCCAUCUCUUCCUCAGGAGCUUUCGGCAGUGGAAAGGGGUUUGCAUGAGCCCUCUGACCAGUUUGCAGCUACGCAGUCCCAUACGCAGUGAUGCACUGUGUGUUCUGACUCCUUUCUGUCAGAGCCUGCAUGAACUUUAUCAGCUAUUUGUACUACAACAGCUCUUCUGUGGGAACGGACCAGACAGGCUAGCCUUCACUCAUCACGCGCAUCAGUAAACCUUGUGAGCCCAUGACCCUGUCUCCGGUUAACCGGCUAUCCUUCCUUGGACCACUUUUUUUUUUGGUGGAUACUAACCACUGCAUACCGGGAACACCCUACAAGACCUGCCAUUAUGGAGCUGCUCUGACCAAGUUGUCUAGCCAUCACAAUUUGGCCCUUGUCAAAGACACUCAGAAUGGGCAAUCCUUACACUUGCUCAUUUUUCCUGCUUCCAACGCAGCAACUUCAACAACUGACUGUUCACUUCCUGCCUAUUAUAUCUCACCUCUUGACAGGUUCCAUUGUAAUGACAUAAUCAAUGUAAUUCACCUGUUACCUGUCAAUGGUUUUAUGGUAUGGCUGAUCAGUGUGUAUGUGUGUGUAUAUAUAUUUAUACCUAAUUAAUCUCUGUUUUAUCCAUAUUGAAAUGUUUUAACCAUCGCCUAUCCUGUAUUCCCUCUCUGCAAUACUUCACCUCUCCACAAGAGGUCAGGAAACACAAACCCAAUGAGAUCACUGAACACUGGCUUUACUCAUUUUGCAGUCCUGACAUACUUCCUUUUUUUCCCUUUCAUACUGGGAGAGAUAUAAAAGUUAACAACUGUUCUAAUUCAAAUGCUUCUUUUGUUAAUUUAUCAUUAUGUCAUUAUGCAUGUGUCAUAAUGUUUACACACACACACACACACACACACACACACACACACACACACACACACACACACACACAGAUACUCAACACAAAAUGUUUGGGUACACAAUACACCUAAAUGAUGUCUGUACAGGGCAAAUAACGGGGUGGUUUGACCUUGACUUAAGACUUCAGGAGAACUCCU